Messenger RNA from Fonsecaea nubica, 1155 nucleotides. RefSeq lists its product as hypothetical. The coding region runs from base 1 to 1155 and encodes 384 amino acids. The transcript is spliced from 3 exons. Gene Ontology annotation, cellular component: plasma membrane. The record is from RefSeq and is a predicted model, not a curated record. Lineage: Eukaryota; Fungi; Ascomycota; Eurotiomycetes; Chaetothyriales; Herpotrichiellaceae. Gene Ontology annotation, molecular function: glycerol channel activity; water channel activity. Gene Ontology annotation, biological process: glycerol transmembrane transport; water transport.
AUGGACAAUCUCGAAAAACAAAAAGAACACCCCUUCCACCUCCCCCACAUGCGCACCGCCGGCUCUUCGUCGUCGGACCGGGCUUCGGACGAAGUCACGUUUGCCCACCGCGAACACGAUGCCGAACAACACGCGCGGAGCAUGGACCCUAACCCACAAGUGCCCUACCCGUAUCAUCAAGAGCAUGGCCCGCCUAUCGACAAUGCGCUCAAAUACAGCGAGGCGGAGGAAGACUACCAGCACCACAAGAACCUGCUGUGGAGUCGCAUCAGGCACCAUUUGAGAGACCCGUUCGCCGAGUUCAUGGGCACAUUCAUCAUGAUCCUGUUUGGCGACGGCAGCGUGGCGCAGGUGACAUUGAGUGCGAAUCCCAAUCUACCCCCGAGCAGUCAAAACAAGGGUGAAUAUCAGUCCAUAUCCUGGGGGUGGGGCAUCGGUGUCAUGCUGGGUGUCUACGUCGCAGGUUGCGCAGGAGGCCAUUUAAACCCGGCCAUCACAUUUGUGAACUGCCUGUAUCGCAAGUUUCCGUGGUACAAGUUCCCCAUUUACGCGGCUGCUCAGGUGCUGGGCUGCUUCUGCGGCGCGGCCGUCAUCUACGGCAACUACAAGUCGGCGAUCGACGCGUAUGAAGGGGGCUCGUCGAUCCGCACCGUCCCCGGCUUCUCGGACCAUGCCACGGCGGGCGUCUUCUGCACCUACCCACAACCGUUCCUGACAAAGACGGGGCAAGUGUUUUCCGAGAUCAUCUCGAGCUCCGUGCUGGUGUUUGUCAUCUUUGCCUUGAAGGACGAUGCGAACCUGGGAGCGGGUGUAAUGGUUCCUCUCGGAUUGUUCUUCUUGAUCUUCGGCAUUGGAGCAACCCUUGGCUGGGAGACCGGCUAUGCCAUUAAUCUGGCUCGAGAUUUUGGUCCCAGGCUAUUCACCUAUUUCGUGGGCUAUGGCCAUGAAGUGUGGAGCGCCGGAGGAUACUAUUUCUGGGUUCCCAUGAUCUGCCCCUUCAUUGGAUGCACCUUUGGCGGCUUCUUGUACGACACUCUGAUUUACACAGGCGAAUCCCCGAUGAAUACUCCUUGGAUGGGUAUCAAGCGGCUUGUUCGUCCAUCCCGCAAGGGAAUUAUGGAAGCCAUUACCGGCAAGCCGGCAAAGGAUGUUUGA